Molecule: messenger RNA, 801 nt
Organism: Alternaria arbusti
Lineage: Eukaryota; Fungi; Ascomycota; Dothideomycetes; Pleosporales; Pleosporaceae
Exons: 1
Coding region: 1-801 (266 amino acids)
Source: RefSeq, a predicted model, not a curated record
AUGUCGGCCGCCAUAGACAAUACGGUGUACGUCGUCACCGGAGCAAACCGAGGUCUUGGUCUUGGCUUUGUGCAAUCGCUUCUUACGCGUCCUCAACACACGGUGGUCGCCACAGUCCGUAGCGAGCAAGCCAAACAUGUCUUGGAAGACGAGAUCAAGAGCAUAUCGAAAGGGACUGGCAGCAAGCUGGAGGUCAUACAGUACGACUUCUCCACGGCUAUCGAUCCCAAAGAGGUGGAAAGCAAGUUCGCCAAAUUGGGAUUUCAGCAUAUCGACGUUCUAUUGCUUAACGCUGGAGGCGCACAGCCAAUGGUCCCACCAAGCGAGACCACAGCCAAAGACCUGCGCGCAGCAUUUGAGACCAACACUAUCGCACCUCUGCUCGUAUUCCAGGGUCUGAAGCAGUAUUUGCUGAGAGCCAACUCCAUUCCCAAGCUCAUCUGGGUUACCUCUUCGGUCGGAAGCAUCGCGGACAUGGACCCGUUUGGCGGCGGCGCCUAUGGUCCCAGCCGAGCGGCACAGAACUGGCUAGCGCGCUCCAUCCAUCUCGAAUAUAACGGCACAAAGGGGAAUACGCGUUUGAUUGUCAUUCCCUUGCAUCCUGGAUGGGUCCAAACGCGAGCGGGCCAGUUUGUCGUGGAUCAGUGGCAGUCGGCGCUCAAAGCCAUCAACUACGAGAUUGAGAACCCGCCGACAACGCUAGAAGAGAGCGUCUGUGGUAUGAUCAAAGUCAUUGACAAUGCGACGGCAGAAUAUUCAGGCCAGUUCCUAACGUAUGAAGGCAAGAUGCUGCCGUGGUAA